This is a messenger RNA of Pseudoliparis swirei, 3184 nucleotides long. RefSeq names its product arylsulfatase family, member K (gene arsk). Bases 87 to 1655 code for a protein of 522 amino acids. The transcript has 8 exons. The record is from RefSeq and is a predicted model, not a curated record. Lineage: Eukaryota; Metazoa; Chordata; Actinopteri; Perciformes; Liparidae.
UCGCCUCACAUAAAUCUCACCGGUCCAGAUAAAUCUCUUCUUUUAAGACAGAAAAUCACCAAAUCGGAAGAUUGUGAGACGCUGACAUGAAAACAGAAAUAUUUCAUUUGAUAUUCCUUUGUCAAAUAUAUGGACAAAGUUUGUGCCGAAAUGAAACCAGACCCAAUAUCGUGAUGGUGAUGAGUGAUGCAUUUGAUGGGCGAUUGACCUUUGACCCUGGCAGCAAAGUUGUGCAGCUGCCGUAUGUAAACUACCUCAGGGAGCUCGGUACCACUUUCCUCAACGCUUACACCAACUCGCCCAUCUGCUGCCCCUCGAGAGCAGCAAUGUGGAGCGGUCAGUUUGUUCACCUCACUCAGUCGUGGAACAACUACAAGUGCCUUGAUGCUAAUGCAACGACAUGGAUGGAUUUGCUGGAGGCAAAUGGAUAUUUUACCGAGUCGAUGGGCAAGCUGGAUUACACCUCCGGGAGUCACUCUGUUAGCAAUCGGGUCGAGGCCUGGACACGAGACGUUCGGUUCGUCCUGCGCCAAGAAGGCCGGCCUGUUGCGCAACUCGUCGGGAACACGUCCACGGUCAGAAUCAUGAGAAAAGACUGGGAGAACACAGACAAGGCGACACAGUGGAUCCACCAGAGAGCCGCGUCCUCACGCCAGCCCUUCGCACUAUAUCUUGGCCUUAAUUUACCUCACCCCUACAAAACAGAAUCCCUGGGGCCCGCCGCCGGAGGAUCCACCUUCCUUACGUCACCAUACUGGCUGAAGAAGGUGUCUUCCGAGCACAUCGCUGUUCCUAAAUGGCUGCCUCUCGCUGCCAUGCACCCUGUCGACUACUACUCCUCCGUCGCCAAAAACUGCAGCGGUGUUUUCACGGAGGACGAAGUCAAAAGCAUACGGGCCUUCUAUUACGCCAUGUGUGCUGAAGCAGACGCCAUGCUGGGCCAAGUGAUUUCAGCUCUGAGAGCGACCGGCCUGCUGGACAACACUGUUGUGAUCUUUACGGCUGACCACGGAGAGCUCGCCAUGGAGCACCGGCAGUUCUACAAGAUGUCAAUGUUUGAAGGCAGCUCCCAUGUCCCCCUGAUGGUCAUGGGGCCUGGGCUGAUGUCUGGCCUGCAGGUCAAGGAGCUUGUGUCCUUGGUUGACCUCUAUCCCACUGUGUUGGACAUUGCUGGUAUUCCAGCAGUAGGUACUCUCAGUGGCCACACACUCCUUCCUCUGCUAUCCAAGGCCACUGAUGUUUCCAAGAAGCCACAUCCAGACUGGGUUCUGAGUGAAUAUCAUGGCUGUAAUGUCAAUGCCUCCACAUACAUGCUGAGAAGUGGCCGGUGGAAAUACAUUGCCUAUGCAGAUGGUCUGAGUGUCCCCCCACAGCUUUUUGACAUAACACGGGACAAGGAAGAACUUCACAAUGUCGCUCUCAAAUUCCGAGUUGUGCAGGCACAUCUGGACAAGAUAUUGCGUCGUAUCGUAGACUAUCCAAAGGUCUCUAGAACUGUGCAUCUCUACAAUAAACAAUCAUUUGCUGCCUGGCACCAAAGUUUGGGGAGAAACUACAGCCAGGUCAUUGCUAACCUCAGGUGGCAUGUGGAUUGGCAAAAAGAUGCAUUGGCUAAUGAGAGAGCUAUUGACAACUGGCUCUCGGACUCUUUGUGAUACUGUUUUUUUUAUUGUUGAAAUGAUGGUUACCUUUAAGUGUUUUUUUCUUCUUAAUGCACUGGACUCACAUGGGCUAUCACAUCUUUGACCAUGUGAGAGACAUUGAUGGAUGGCUCUAUGACUCCUUAUGAUAUUUAUACUUAAACAAUUGUAUUGAUGCAUAAUCUCAGAGUAUCCCUUUCAAUGUACUAGGUUCACACUUCGACUCAAUCUGGAUUUUAUUUUUAUAUUUGAUAUGUCUGACUAAUUUGCACAAACUCCCAGAGGGAUUUAAAUUAGUGCUGUGAAAAAUAACGCGUUAACUCAGUUAAUCCAAUUACAGGUUUAACUAGUUAUUUUUUUUAAACGCAUUUAACGCAUGCGCAGAAUGAGCUUCCAAUCCGUCUGUUGUUGGUCGUCGGGACGAAAGAAAGUCACUUGCAAAAUGAGCUUCCAAUACACCACUUCAAUCUGAACUCUGUCCGCUCUCAUGCAGACGGUCUGUUCAUCGGUAAUGAUCCUUCCGCAGGUUCACCUCCGGAAACCUUGUUACGACUUCUACUUCCUGUAGAUCAGGGUCUCAACACGUCGAUCGCGACCAGCCAGUCGAUCGCGGCGUAGUGUCGGCAGAUCGCAUGACAUUAAAAAGAUUGGCCCGCCCCCUGACAUGUUCUCUAGAGCACGUCUUUGUUCUUUUAUUAAACUAAACGUCUGUUGUUGAUCGUAUCUCCACAGCAGCAUGUCAUCUCUGUCUCUACGCGUUGCGUUAACACUUAUCGAUCUCCGUCUGGCGCGCCACAGACAUCCGUGCGCGCGCAUCGGGACCGAGCAAAAAAAGUCACUUGUCAAUCUGUCCACCUUUAGAUUGUAUCAUGGUGGAGUUAAUGGUUGACAAACAAGAGAAAAAUGCUCUGUUUAACCCUCCUGUUACCUUUACAUUUACUAACAUAUUUUACCCUCGGGGUCAAUUUGACCCCAGCAAUUAAAACCUCCAGAAAAUUAUUAGAAUUAAUAUUGUUUCCCAAGUUUAAGUGUGAGGUACUUUAUGUUUGUUUGUUGACUACCUAAAUAGCCCUUUAAAUAAAUAAAAAAGUUGAUAUUUCUGAUAUGUUUGACAGUGAAAAACAGCCUGGGGUCAAAUUGACCCCAAAGAACACCGACAUUAAACAUUGAAUGGGGUCAAAUUGACCCGAAAGGUAACAGGAGGGUUAAACAUUCUGUUUAGGAUGAAGAUGUAUUAAUGUUCCAUAUGGAAGAAAACUGCUAAAUAACUGCUGAGUUGCAGCACCAUUGUAUAGAAGAAUGUAUAAAUGUAUAUAUCCGUCUUUUGUCAUAAAUCUCUAUGUUCUCACAAAAUAUACCAAGAAUAUCGGUCAUAUGUGAUUAAUCAUGAUUAAUCCACAAAAACCUGUGAUUAACCCGAUUAAAAAUUUUAAUCGUUUCACAGCCCUAAUUUAAAUAUAACAUAACCAUGAUGUGAAUAUAUGACAUUAUUUCCAUUGUUAAAAAGAUAUUUUCUUGACCCAAAUAAAUUAAUAUCGAGUUAA